This is a messenger RNA of Phascolarctos cinereus (koala), 2302 nucleotides long. Its product is annotated as putative olfactory receptor 2I1. Gene Ontology annotation, molecular function: olfactory receptor activity; G protein-coupled receptor activity. Gene Ontology annotation, cellular component: membrane. Lineage: Eukaryota; Metazoa; Chordata; Mammalia; Diprotodontia; Phascolarctidae. The record is from RefSeq and is a predicted model, not a curated record. Gene Ontology annotation, biological process: G protein-coupled receptor signaling pathway.
AUGGGUCCAGCUGGGGAGGUCCUCGAGUUUUACUGCCAUUGGGAUGACAAUGCUGUGGUGGAGACAGCUGAGGAGGCCACAGAGCCUACCAAGGAGGACAUCACAGGGCUGUGCCAGGACAUGUUCUCCAAAAUGGCUAUGUACCUAACAGGCAAGCUGAUAACCAUCAGUGAAGACUAUAAACUUCUGGAAAAUAUGAACAAGCUGACUAGCCUGAAGUAUCUAGAAAUGAAAGAUAUUGCAACCAACUACAGCUUUGGCGAACGCUUCUUUCUUCUGGGAUUCUCCGACUGGCCAUCGCUCCAGCCCCUACUCUUUGCCUUCAUUCUCUUCUGCUACCUCCUUACUCUGGUUGGCAACUCGACCCUCGUGUUCUUGGCGGUCCGUGACCCCCGCCUCCACGCGCCUAUGUACUACUUCCUCUGCCACCUCGCCCUGGUGGACGUCUGCUUUACAACCAGCGUUGUUCCGUUGCUGCUGGCCAACCUCUGGGGCUUGGCGAGGGCGCUGUCCCGCGCCGGGUGCAUGACCCAGCUCUAUCUCUUUCUGGCACUGGGUUCCACUGAAUGCGUCCUUCUGGCCGUGAUGGCGCUGGACCGCUCGGCCGCCGUGUGCCGUCCGCUCCAUUACACUGCCCUGGCCUCGCCCCACCUCUGCCGGGCGCUGGCGGCUGCCUGUUGGCUGGGUGGGUUCACCAAUUCGCUGGCGCAGACCAUAUUACUGGCCACGCGGCAGUUGUGCGGGCCCCGGCGCGUGGACCACUUCAUCUGCGAGCUGCCAGCCCUGUUGAAACUGGUCUGUGGGGGCAGGGGCGCCGUGGAGCGGCAGAUGUUUGCUGCUCGGGUAGUUAUACUGCUGGUGCCCUCUGCUGUCAUCCUGGUCUCCUAUGGGGCUGUCGGCCGGGCCGUGUGGAAGAUGAAAUCCCAGACAGGGAGGAAGAAAGCAAUGGGGACCUGCGGUUCCCACCUCACGGCUGUCUGUCUGUUCUAUGGUUCUGCCAUCUACACAUACCUGCAGCCCACACACACUUACUCCCAAGGGCAGGGCAAGUUCGUCUCCUUGUUCUACACUGUAGUCACUCCUGCCCUCAACCCUAUCAUCUACACCCUAAGGAACAAGAAGGUGAAGGGGGCAGUGAAAAGGCUUCUGGGCAGAGCAGAGUGGAGGGAGAGAUAAGGGUGGAGUUAGGAGGAGCUUCUCUAGUCCAUCACUCAGAGUUCUCAUGGAUUGCGGAGUGGUGAGCUCAAAGAAGUUGAAGAACUAAUGGCAUGAAUAGAUCUUGCCCAUUGAAUGCUCCCAGACUGAUGAAGGAGAUGCCUCCCCAUCAUCCAAGUCCACAUUUGAUAAGUGAAGCAGAGUUCUCAACUUAGAUGUUCUCCCAGUAGAUGGGGCUGCUGUUCUAAAGAAGCUUCCAGUUUGAUAAAAGACAUAUGGUCCCUGCCUUUGGGGAUUUGUAAGAGGAGACUAGACCAACACAUAAAAAGCAGACAUAACAUAUAGACUAGCGUAGUCCAUGCAAUCAAAAGACUUGCAUACAUAAAUGGGCAAGGAGGGGACACAAAAGGGAUUAGGAUGAGAAAUGUCCAGUGGGCAUAGUCAGGUUAGUCCUGGGAGAGGAAGGACUUUUUGAGAUUUUGAAAACACCAAAGGAUUUAAGUAGUGGAUAGAAAGCAGAGGGGCACCUAAGAGAAAAGCCAUGGCCCAUAUAUAAAAGGUGUGGAGGUUAAAUGAGGAAAGGACAAUCUUGGGAAGGAGAGAAAGGGGGUGGAUGGGAUCUAAUGAAACUUCAAAGCCCACUACAGGGUUUGGGGAUUAUUAAAGGAGGUAAGCUAAAUAGGAAUGACAACAGAUAAGUAGUCCCCCAUCUUUCCUAAACUCUUGUCACAGGCAGGAGAAUAAUCCCCCAAGUCUGUUUCCUGGAAGACUUCAUUUCCCUUAUGGCACCAACCACUCUUGUAGGAAAGAAAAGCAGAAGCACAUCUUUCCUUGUUGCCCCCAUUUCUCAGGACAUAUAGAGGUAUAUUCAUUUAAAGGAUGGGGAGAGGUAUAAAAUAUAUAAUUUUACAUCAGAUAAAGUCAAAAGCAGGACAAAAGAACAAUUUUCUUUCUUCCUCUUCCAUGUUAUUGUUAAGCUAUAGUUUAAUGGUGGCAGAAUAAUUAACUCUCUUCAUGAUGAAUUAUCUUCAUCAUGGUAUAGGAACAGAAAAAGGGUCUCUUAACUGUUAACUUGGAAAAACCAAGGUAAUUUCCCUGUUCCCAACAUCCAUUUUACCAUAGUGGAAGAAUUCUUCAACUGAGAGUC